Messenger RNA from Microdochium trichocladiopsis, 2226 nucleotides. Its product is annotated as heterokaryon incompatibility protein-domain-containing protein. Lineage: Eukaryota; Fungi; Ascomycota; Sordariomycetes; Xylariales; Microdochiaceae. The record is from RefSeq and is a predicted model, not a curated record. Bases 1 to 2226 code for a protein of 741 amino acids. The transcript has a single exon.
AUGUCGCUACCCCAGUAUCAGUAUCGGCCGCUGCUCCCGCGUCAAAUACGGGUCCUUUCACUCUCGCCUGGGGCACGCGAUGGAGCCCUGACUGGUGAGCUGGAGGUGGUCAACCUUGACGACGUCAAUGGUGCCGGCAAUCAGGAUACAGCUAGUCAAACACACGCCUUUGAAGCGCUCUCUUACGUCUGGGGAAUCGACAUCAAGAGCCAUGUCCUCGAAGUCUCCGGUACAAGCAUAGCCAUCACCGCAUCGUUGAACAGCGCCCUUACCCGGAUCAGAUAUUCAGAUCGCCCGCGUAUCGUCUGGGCGGACGCUGUAUGCAUCAACCAGGGUGACAUCUCGGAGAAGGAAGAACAAAUCCCUCUGAUGGGACAGAUAUUCAGCAGCGCCACGCGAGUCAUUGCAGAUCUCGGGGAAGCAUCUGCCGACAGCGAUGCCGCGCUGGACCUCAUCGACAGGUGCUGGCGAGCAGACAUUUGUUCGGGCUUGGAUGCGACCGCCUACGGGCGAAGCCUUUCGCGUCUCGAGAUCACAAAGUUUCUGUUCUUGGCGCCAGACGCCAUAGAUGAUGCUUGGGCCGACCUCGAGCAGCCGCCCCCGGAGGCCGAAGAGUGGAAUAUGGUAGGAGAGUUCCUGCAACGACCUUGGUUUUCCCGUUUAUGGAUUGUUCAAGAGUUCGUGCUCGCUCGUGACGUCGUCUUCAUUUGCGGCACGCGUCAAAUUGACUGGAGACAUUUCCUUGCCUUUUCAGUCGAUUCCAACAACGAAUCGACGUGGGUGGUGACAUGGGCCUUGGCUGGCAGGAAUACUGAGUACAUGAGGGAUAUGGAGGCGGUCAACCGCAUGUGCCACCAUCGAGCGCUUCGCCUGCUCCAGGCCACUUCUGACGGGCGUGAGCUCCUCGCCAGCCUGGACCUACCACGGUACAAGCAGUGGCGCAGCCCCUCUUGGGUCGACCUGCUCGCCGGCUACGGGGAUUUCAAGUGCACAAUCGCGAGAGAUCGGUACUUUGCGCUGCUAGGCGUGGCGGCAGAUGACCACAUGGCGGAGCACCCACAGCUGAAGGCCGACUACACCACGCCGGACACGGAGUGGGCGCGGGCCAUGGGAAAGUUCAUCUUGCAGCUCCCGGACGGGCCCAAAGCCUUCAUGCGUAGUGGGCUUGCGACCAUGCAGGACAACUUUGAGCUGCCCAGCUGGAUGCAGACCUUUGACCCUGCAAGCUCCCGUCCAGUACUGGAACUCUGCGAACUGGUCGAGGUGAGCAGCGCAGCUUGGGAUGGCAGCUCCUUCUGGGUCAAAUCAGUCCCGGCCAGCCCGGGAGAUAUCGUGGUCCGAGGCUACAAGAUCGAUAAGAUCCUUCAUCGACCUCCACCGAGCGACUUGAGGGAGGCCAAUCAUCAUGAAACGGUUGUUGAUGCUGCGUGGGCGUACAUGUUCCGCCACGCCGAUCGCGCAUUGGGCUUCUUCCUCAAGUAUCUUGAUGACACGAGCCAGCAAGGAUUCGUGUCCGCUUUGGCCUGGAGCUCUUUGGAGGCUAUGGUCAGAGCCCUUGUCACCAAUCAAGAUCCGUCCAUGGCCACGUUUACCCUGCCAGCUGAUGUCAGAACUUUAGUCCUUGGCUGCCUUUUUAUGCUAGUCGGGAUGGAUCUGCCGUCCCAGGUUGCGCAAAGAGUUAAGCCAUGGCUCCUCGAGACGCUCGAGACCGAAUAUGGCUAUUUGGCGGCAGACAUUCGCGACAGGUUGGUGAUUGGAUUUGACCGCGGAAACGAGGCCGUUCCCGAUGAGGAGCGCGAUUCUUCGAGCGGCACAAGUGCAGAGCCUGCCAGCAACUAUGAUGGGCCCACUACCUAUUCCGGCGGACUGGCUGCGGACGAGGAUUCUGCAUCAAAACAAAGCACCAGCACCAGCAGCAGGCUUCUAUUUGAAGUCCUGCAGGCGAAAGCCCUUCAAAGUGCCGGUAGUCACAUCGGUCUUGCCGCCUAUUUGGCUCUGGAUCCUGCCGUUACCACGCAGGGCAUCUUCUGCACGGUACCACGCUGCGCCGAAGUCGAUGACGAGGUCUGGAUCAUCUCGGGCUGUAGACUACCCGUCCUCUUGCGCCGUAGCCGGGAACGGGAUGGUGUAUAUAGGCUCGUCGGUACUUGUUAUGCCGACGGGAUCAUGAAUGGCGAGGCCACGAUGAGGGACGAUUUUGCUUGGCAAGACGUGCUACUCUAUUAA